AUGAAAAGUCCAAAAAAAUUCUCAGUGGUGGGCCAUGCCAAUAACGAUCGAAGUCUGCCGUUCUUUGACAACCACUACGGCAACGGCGUCCUUAUUGAAAACUGGCAAGAGGGCCGUAUAUAUGAUGCGUGUGGUCGCAAAUUCACGCUUGCCAUGGAUAAUUCCGUGGGGCCUAAACGUUCCACGUACACCAGCGAUUACACCAAUCCAGAAAGGACCUUGCUGCAACCCAUGAUGCGGCGCAGGGGGCUUGGCAAGGCGCUCAUGUUCGGCGAAGGAAACUCCACCGUUGUCAAAAGUGAGCCCACAAGCACUACAUACGGAGAGACACAACGCCACCUAAUAGACAGUAGAUACGGUACAAGUCACCGCGCCAAAGAUCGACUCAAUAACACCAUGGGAGGGCUAAGCAGACAAAACUUCAAAGGGACCACCAUGCCGAAAACUCUGAAACCUACUGCAGACGAAGAAAUCUACGGGAACUUCAGCAGCACCAAGGCAGCAAUGGACCUACUCAUCGAAUGCUUUCAUUUUCAACGUCAAAUGGCAUACAAUGAAAUGUCACGCUAA
Trypanosoma cruzi is the source of this 570-nucleotide messenger RNA. RefSeq lists its product as uncharacterized. The record is from RefSeq and is a predicted model, not a curated record. The coding region runs from base 1 to 570 and encodes 189 amino acids. Lineage: Eukaryota; Euglenozoa; Kinetoplastea; Trypanosomatida; Trypanosomatidae. The transcript has a single exon.